Megalops cyprinoides (Indo-Pacific tarpon) is the source of this 1525-nucleotide messenger RNA. RefSeq names its product trafficking regulator of GLUT4 (SLC2A4) 1a (gene trarg1a). The transcript has 3 exons. Lineage: Eukaryota; Metazoa; Chordata; Actinopteri; Elopiformes; Megalopidae. The record is from RefSeq and is a predicted model, not a curated record. Bases 1 to 546 code for a protein of 181 amino acids. Gene Ontology annotation, cellular component: membrane.
AUGGCUAUCAACACAGAUGCAGAGUUUGAGAAAGCUACCCUGGGCGAGAGUGGACCUACGCAGCCCGCGGAAUCUCAGGAGACGGAGAAACUUCUCAGCGCCGCGACCACCGAACCUGGCGGGGGAAACGGCAUGAAGCUCUCCAGCUCCUUCACAGUCAAUAUGGGGAGCGAGAAAUCUCCGGAUACGGACCAAAAUGGGCACAGCGUCCCACUAAGGUCGGGCUCCGCGGGCCAGCUCGGGGGCGCCCCUCUCUCCCCGUCCCGCGUUAGUUUAAGCCGUACUUCAUCUACAGGGAAUGCCGCUCAGGAACUACCGAAACCCCGAGACUAUCUCCUCCUGGUGAUAUUCUCCUGUUUCUGUCCGGUCUGGCCCGUCAACAUCGUCGCACUGGUGUAUUCAAUUAUGUCUAGGAACAGCCUGCAGCAGGGUGAUGUGGAUGGAGCCAGGAGACUGGGGCGCCUCGCCCGACUCCUCAGCAUCGUCUCCAUUGUCCUGGGUCUGGUGAUCAUCAUCGUCUACGUCGUCGUCACAAUGAUGUCUUAGAGAUAUAUUGUCUGUGGAUCCAGAAGUGAAACAGGCAUGGUCGUCCACCCCAAAUCAAUAUUUGUGAAAGAAAAUGGAAAACGUGACAUGAAAAAAGCCUUCUGGAAAUGGCAGGGAGAUGCAGUCCAGUAGAGGAGGAUGUGACCAACUUACAGAUUUAACAGCUAAUGAAAAGAGCAAAAAAAAAAAACCCUGCAUGCAUUCAUUAUCAUCCACCUGGAGAAAAGGAAACCCCUGCAUUUAUUAUCAUUCACUGGGAGAAGGUGAAACCCGUGUAAGAAGUAACAGAGCAGACUUUAAUGAACUCAGUUUUGUGUGGUCUGAAAGGUGCAGAACAUUACCCCAGUACAUCUGAAGACGGAACCAACCAGGACGAAAGACAGAUCUUCACAUCAAGGCUAAGAUUCAGACCACAAAAAACUUGGUUGACUCCUUUCAUUCAGAGCAUAUAAUUACACUGCUAUAUUUAGAAUAUAUAUUCUUGUCUAUUUUUUAAAAGGUUUGUACGCAGAGUUGAGAGGCGGUGGGGAGGAGGAACAUUUGUAGAGGAGUGCUGGCUAGAAUGUUGAGUUUAUUAUCUCUCAGGUGGGGAGUCUGAGAGGAGGUUCGGGUGUCUGAUUGCUCACUGUGUACGUUUUGAUGAAAAGAGACCAACUGCAUGCUUUUCCCGGGUGUAUACAAGACUCUGUUUUUAAGGUAUUGCUCAUAUUAUCUGUUAUAUGGAAUCAGCACAAACACAUACGGCUGGUGCUCAGGUCUGGAUGGCAUAUUGUACAUGUAUCUUUGCUGCUGAAAGUCUGAUGUACUAGUCCUACUUGGGACCCCCCCUUCCCUGAGAGAGGCCUGGGGUGUAAAUGAUGUGCAUGCCAACCCCUCUUUCUUCGAUUUGCUAGAACUGGAGGCACACUUCCUCUCUCUCUGACUCUCCUAUCCACUUCCUGUUAUCCACUUCACUGGAAGUUGUGUAUGCCACAUAGAA